Neocloeon triangulifer is the source of this 3958-nucleotide messenger RNA. RefSeq names its product G-protein coupled receptor 52 (gene DopEcR). The transcript is spliced from 3 exons. NCBI's taxonomy places the organism in Eukaryota, Metazoa, Arthropoda, Insecta, Ephemeroptera, Baetidae. Gene Ontology annotation, cellular component: membrane. Gene Ontology annotation, biological process: G protein-coupled receptor signaling pathway. Gene Ontology annotation, molecular function: G protein-coupled receptor activity; peptide binding. The record is from RefSeq and is a predicted model, not a curated record. The coding region runs from base 597 to 1577 and encodes 326 amino acids.
GGACACACGAGAUGGAACCGAGUUGUUCAAAUUACGAUACGGGAGGCGUUAAAAUUCAGAGUGUCUGAGUCGCUCGAUGAGCGAUAAGCCCCCGCUCGCGUCGCACUUGCGCACCACCCCGCACACAGGCCGUCCCUUGCGCCGUGUCGAAAACCAAAAUUGCGAACGCGAUUUGGAAUCGCAUCGACCGAGUUAGGACGCGAGACACGCCGCCGAAUUGCUCGAUCCUGCCUGGCGUCGGCACCAGCACCCGCAAAAUCGCACCGUCGGCUGACUGGAGGGGUCGAAAGGGGGUGGCAAUGGGCAGGUGGUGAGGCCGUCGGCAGCCCGGGCACCAGCAGUACGCGCCCAGCCAGCUCCUCAGCAGCAGCUGCAAGCGCCUGUGGAGCUGUGAGUGCUUUUCGAUACACGGAUUUCGAGAGAGCGCCCAUUCUGUGGGCAUUCGGCCGCUUUUCCAGAAGGCGAAUACCACGAGGGUCACAGCGCUGGCUCUGAAGGAUGGUCGCUCUUGCUGUUGGAGGCGCGACACCAAGCAGCACCUACUGCACUGACCCAGUGGAGCGUUUGUGCCCUGGGGCGGACCCCCGCGCGCCACCAUGUUCGAGCGGGACGGCGCCCUUAUUAUUCUAAGCCCCGACCAAGAAAUAGCCUUCACCCUGGAGGCCCUCACGCAAGCGGCCAUCAUCUUCUCGCUGGGGGUAGCCAUCGUGGUCUCCAAUGUGCUCAUCAUCGCCACCUUCCUUACGGCCCAUGGCCCGAAGGAAGUGAUAAACUACUACCUGCUGUCGCUAGCGGUGGCGGACCUGCUAUGCGGCCUGCUGGUGGUGCCUCUGUCCGUGUACCCGGCCAUCGUGCAGCACUGGGUGUACGGAGACAUGGUGUGCCGGCUCGCCGGCUACGUGGAAGUGACACUGUGGAGCGUGAGUGUUUACACGUUCAUGUGGAUCAGCGUAGACCGGUACCUGGCCAUUCGGAAGCCGCUGCGGUACGACACUGUGCAGACGAAGACGCGGUGCCAGUGCUGGAUGGCAUUCACGUGGAUCUCGUCGUGCAUGCUGUGCUGCCCGCCGCUGCUCAACUUCAGCAAGCCGCACUUUGACCCCGAGGCGUACGUGUGCCAGCUCGACUGGGACAACAUGAUGGCGUACACGGUGACCAUGGCCAUCCUGGUGCUGGGCCCCUCGCUCAUCACCAUCGUCUACACCUACGGCUACAUCUUCACCGUGAUGAAGCGCGUGCGGUCAGGCGUGCCCAUCCACGACCGCGAGUACGCCACCGCGCUGGCCGAGAACCUGUCCAACCCUAGCCACAUCAUGUCCUUUGUGCUCAUCUGCGCCUUCUGGCUCUCUUGGGCGCCCUACGCCGGCGUCCGGCUCUACGAGUACUGCACGGGCCUGCGCUUCCAGGUGCCCAUGCUGCACUUUGCCAUCGUCUGGGUCGGCGUGCUCAACUCGUUUUGGAAGUCGCUCAUCUACGUCACCAUGAGCCCCUCGUUCCGCGUCGGCAUGCGCAUCUUCUGCCUCAGCCUGUGCUGCAGGUACAAGGGCCGCAGGGACAAUCUCGACGAUGACGACUAGAUGUGUUUAUAUAGAUAAACUAAUCUCUUAAUAUAAUAUUGUUGUUGUUGCUGCUGCUGCCGUUGACUGUUCGUUCGCGCAGAAGGCCAGUGUUUUCCGUGGUGCAUCCUGAGUUCCAUUUACAUACGCGUCCGCUUCUCAACUGUCCCGGUGGCGAAUCCGAAAAGCCAAGACUAAAACAUGGUGACGAGUUAUGGGAUAAUCUUUUGAGGGUUGCGUCAUGUCUUGCUGUUGGGUGCUUAAUGUCUUGUUACAUUUUAGGAUGAAUUCAUGAGGGCUUGACGGGAGGUUGCAUUCAUUACAUUUUAUAUCGUUUUUCCUGAAGAGGGAGAAUCUAAAAUGUUGGAACUUCCAAAUCUAAUUUUGAUUAAUUUAUUGGUUCCAACUCUUUCAAAACAUAUCUCUUGAAAGUGUCCAAUUUCGGCCGUUGGAAGAGUUCAAAGUCUUGCAAAGUUUCCGCCAGUAAUUAUAUUAUUAAACUGAUUAAAGAAUUAAUUUUCUCACAUAGACAAAUCUAAUUCCAAGACUAAAAGUGGUGCUUUUCAUAUGAUUAGGGGUUGUUAAACACCAAUUUUAAAUGGGACUUUUAGUUCAGAUUACUUAAUGAAAAUUAAUUCCCAUUAAUAUUCCUUUGAAAUAAAACCUCACAAUCAUUCUAAAUUAAAACCUGUAAAUUGUCAAGCCAAUCUUUAAAAAUUUAAUCAAUGGUUAGAGUAGAAUUUCAAAGUGGCUCAGAGUCAAAAUCAAGCGGAUGUAGGCUUUGUCGGAGCGAAUCAUAUUAACUUGUCUGUACUCUUCAAUCUAAACGCUUCGAAGUACUUAGCUCAAAUGUUAGUUCAGCUUACUUAUACUUAAAAAUAAGACCUUUAUCUAAUCCAAUUGAUAUAUAGAGUCAAAUCAAAUCUUCAGACUUGCGUAUACUGAAAGGCAACCCUCAACUGCAAUCAGUAUAAUAUUAUAUACUUGAAUGUAUCAUCGUGCUUUUGCUGUCUUUCAUUAAACUCGCACCUGCUAAUUCAUUUGCGAGCCGGACCACCAGGGUCAAGCAGAGCGGACGCGAAUUUUUUACUACGAGACAUGACGUAGGUUGUAACAAAAGUUUUCAAGAUAGCAUUUAAUGCAGCAAUAAUUGUCUCAAGGCUAAGUUCUUGAAUUAAAAACAAACACCAAAAAAAGAAUACGAAACGCGUGAAGUGACGGGGGAUAUUAUUUAUCGAUGGAUGCGGUAUUCACAAAUUCCUGAAUUCUUUGGUACACAGCAUACUAGUAUGGCGCAGGCUACAAUCAUUUUUUCAGAAAUUAUUUGCACAAUCGUCUUUGUUGAAAGAUCGAACGAGCUUUCCCAUUUGAGACGAGAAUAUUGAAAAAUGGCAGAAGUUGAUGAAUUUUUUAGUAUACUUGUGAGAAUAUGUACACACAGUUAUAUAGAAGACCGUUCGAGGCGCCUCCAUUUGAAUCAUGUCCAAAAGAGUGAUCAAAGUUAUAUUGAAAACCUUUUAACUAAAAUCUUGAUGUUAGGCUUUUGAUAAUUAAAUGUUACCUAGAGAGUGCGGGAGGGAGCGAGCAGUUUUAAAUUAUUAUUAUUUCCAUCACGUAAUGUCGUUUAAAGCAAAAAAGAAAUAACAACACCUUGUAAUAACACAAAACUAUAAACAGACGCGCAUUAAACGGAAAAUAAUAAUAUUUUUAGAGUCAGCAAUCGUUGUAAUCAAUCAAAUACUUAAACUUAUAAGUGGCGUAGGAAGAUAUAUUUAUAGACAAGUGAAUUGUGACAAUACGUGAGGGAAAUUUGAGAAUUUAGAAAUGAAGGCAUAUUUAAAGCAAGAUUAAAAAGCAUAAAAAAAGAUGAAGUAUUUACAAUAUGUGUGUUCCAAUGUACUCAAUUGUUAUCAAGUUUAUGACUCUUUAUCAAACUGUGAAGCUCAGUUUUGAUGCAGUGCAUUCCAAACGACCGCGCGAUUACUGAAAUUUCAAACGAAUUGUUAUGUAUAAUAUUAGAGAGCUGUUAAAAUUUUGAUAAAUAUGUAUCUCAUCGUUUUAAGCGCAAAUCCUGGCAAUCCCGCCUCUCGAUUAUCAUUAAAAUAUUCAACCGGACUCGCUACAUUAAAAGUUAAAAGGUGCAGGUCGGGAGUUGACGCGAGAGAGAGAGAGACACUGUUGGAGGAACAUAAGAAAAAUAAAACAUAAUAUAAAGUACACCUCAUAAAGCUCUGAUCACAUAAGAAACGUCUUGAGACGUGCAUAAUGGACAUUGUUACUGGAGAAGGGCUAAAAAUUAACCUCCCUUUCAUUGUCUGUGCCACGAAAUCCAAAUUUAGCUGGAUUUGAAGCAGAAAAUGUGUAAUCAAAAACACCAAACCACGAUUAAUUAGUAGUGCAAC